UGGGACGGCCCCUCAGCUCAGAACUUUAGGACUUCAGAAUUUUCCUAUUGCAUGUAGAAACCACACUCCGUGACACUAUUGCAGAUCGAAACCACACUCAAGACGCAACGGGAAAUCUUCUUCUCCGAUCAGAAAACCAAUGCAGCGUCAUUCUCAACCUGCAAAGAAGUCGAAAGAGUGGUUAGGAGUUAGUUUCAAGCCAGCGAACUUUAUACCUGGGGUGGUAAUCGGUUUUAUUCUCGGACUAUUGUUGGAUCUGUCGAAGCCCUCUGGACCUAGCGGCAAUAACAAUCGAAGCAACAAUUCCCUUACCAGGAGGAGUCGAUUGUUGUCCAGAAAUCAAAAGGAGAAGACAGUGACCCAAGGAUCAGCUAACUCUGAUGAUGAACUCAAACUGGUCUUGGUGGUAAGGCGAGACUUGAAGAUGGGACAAGGGAAAAUUGCAUCCCAAUGUGCACAUGCUGCAACUGGCAUGUACUCAGAGCUAAUGUCCAGUGAUAGGUCUCUGUUGAGGCAAUGGGAAAUUUGUGGGCAGCCCAAGAUAGUUGUUAGCUGCAGGAACCAGCAAGAAAUGAACAAGUUAAAGGAAGCAGCUGACAGCAUAGGCCUCCCCACUUUUGUUGUUGCGGAUGCCGGGCGUACACAGGUUGCUUCUGGUUCAAAAACAGUUCUUGCUGUUGGGCCUGUUGUAGUUAUUGGAGGCCAUUUGAGAACACGAAAGUUCACUUUUCCAGGAAAUUCAGGAAGUAAAGCAACAGUGGAUUCCAUAACUGGGAAAUUAAACCUGCUUUGAAUUCCUGGAAACUAAAUAGGCCUUGAUGGUGGGAUAUUACGAUGGCCAUUUCUUCGCUAUUUGAUCUUGAGAGCUGACAAGAGACUGCAGGCAGAAGCCAAGCUGCAGCCUUUCAUGGACUGCAAGUUUUGCUUUUCUACUAGUAAUCCAGUCUCCUGUUUUAAAAGAGCAAUUUUCCAAACAAAUUGGGCAUGUUAUUGUAAACAUUACGAUGUAAAAGUUUCCUAUAUACUGUGUCAUUUGUUGAUCAAUGCUACUUGUGAUGGAUAUGAAAGCUG
This is a messenger RNA of Cuscuta europaea, 1071 nucleotides long. Lineage: Eukaryota; Viridiplantae; Streptophyta; Magnoliopsida; Solanales; Convolvulaceae. The record is from the annotation of a GenBank genome assembly.